Molecule: messenger RNA, 1752 nt
Organism: Zymoseptoria tritici IPO323
Lineage: Eukaryota; Fungi; Ascomycota; Dothideomycetes; Mycosphaerellales; Mycosphaerellaceae
Exons: 2
Coding region: 1-1752 (583 amino acids)
Source: RefSeq, a predicted model, not a curated record
AUGCUGAAGGACAGCCGUCAGCAGCGUAUCCUGGCAGUGCUGCUCGUGCAACGAGCUAUCCCAGGACCUGCAGAGCUCAAGACCGAGCUCAUAUUCGCAAAUACCCACGUCAGUAUGAAGACUACCAUCGGGCUCGCUGGUCUGGCCUGGACGACCACUGUCAACGGCUUGUCGUGGCCAUGGAACAAGCGAGGCGCUUAUGAGUACCCACCGCCCUACGCUUAUCCGGAGCCAUACACCACCGUCGUCGAGACACAGUGUACGUCCACGCAGGUUGUUACUCUACCACCAGAGACUUCGUCGUAUGGCUGUCCGAUCACGACCUACGAUACCACGCCAUGCUCGUCCAUCGAGGUGAUCCCUGGCGAAGUGAGCUCCUACUCUUGCUCGACAGUGACAAAGGUCUCUGUCGGACAAAUGGCAUGUUAUCACGACCCAUGUCCCAUCCAGUACUCCGACAGCACCGUAUACAGUCCCUGCUCCACCACCCUUCCGGACAAGUCUACAACGAUCCACUACGAUUGCGAGAACGAAGGCACUACCGAGGUCCCUUGCGAGACUGUCAUCACGCCGACCACUACCUCUCUGUCAACAUAUCAGUGCACGACGACGGUGACAGUGACGGACACAUCUGUCAGCACGGAUACAGUGAUCAGCACUGAAUCUGUUCCUGUGCCAUACCCAGUACCAACAACGGUGGUUCAGACGAUCACAAAGGAUGGCUCAGUCGUAGUGACGACACAGACUCAAUCAGUUGCUGUGCCAUACCCCGUACCAACAACGGUGGUUCAGACGAUCACAAGGGACGGCUCAGUCGUAGUGACGACACAGACUCAAUCAGUCGCUGUGCCGUACCCUGAGCCAACAACAGUGGUUCAGACGAUUACGAGGGAUGACUCAAAUAUAGUGACGACGCAGACCACAACACGAGACGUUGUGGUGCCCACCACGAUCCUGGUCCCGACACUGUCAGUCUCCACGGUGACUGAGGAAGGUCAGACAUUCCUACGGACUUUCACGGUCACCAACAACGUACCAGUGGUGACCACCGCCAUCGCGACGGUCGUUUCGGUGGAGCAAGGAACCACAAUCACCUCGCUUCAGACCAUAACGCAGACUUUGCCAGCCAUAACGCAGACUCUGCCAGCUCCUGAGCCAGUGAUAGUCGUGUCGACCGUCCUGUCCGUCGAGCAAGGAACCACGGUCACCUCGCUUCGGACCAUAACGCAGAGUCUGCCAGCGCCUGAGCAAGUGAUAGUCGUGUCGACCGUCCUGUCCGUCGAGCAAGGAACCACGGUCACCUCUCUUGUGACAUUGACGCAGACGCAUGUCCUGUUACCGCCAGUCAUAAUCUCUCCGCCAGCUCCAGCAACGGCGACAGAAGCUGCUCCACCAGCGUCGUCACCGUCGCCUCCGCCAUCGCCUGUGUGCUCAAAUACUGGUGCUGUGCCCACACCGGACUCUGCUGGCUGUCAAGGCCGAGACUGCGCCAUCAUUUUUGACGAGAGAGCCUAUGUGCAUUGGGAACUUCUUCCGAACGGCCCACCACUGCUGACUGAGAUUGUCUUCGUCAACCCGUCCGCUCGCCAGACCUGCAUUACGACUUCUUGCAACAGCGAACUAUUCACUCAAUCCUACAGUACUAGCUUGACAAGCUGUGCCUUUCCACCUUGUCCCAGCAAUUUCCUCGACUGCAAAUGCAACAUCGUUGUAGGACUCAACCUUCCCAACGGACAAUCGACAUCAGUGUAA